Neogale vison (American mink) is the source of this 1763-nucleotide messenger RNA. It is a transcript of the gene SLC66A3, whose product is annotated as solute carrier family 66 member 3. The transcript is spliced from 7 exons. The record is from RefSeq and is a predicted model, not a curated record. Bases 128 to 736 code for a protein of 202 amino acids. Lineage: Eukaryota; Metazoa; Chordata; Mammalia; Carnivora; Mustelidae.
AGGCGGAAGGACUCGGCACGCCCGGCGGCCCAGCGCAGAGCAGUUUCCUUCCCACGCGCAGCUGCGCCCCCGCCGAGUCCCCAAGUCCCUCAAGUCCGGGCCGGGAGCCCCCAGCCCCGCGGGCGCCAUGCGGGAGCAGCUGCUGCUGUUCUGCAACUGGAGCACCCUGGGCGUGUGCGCCGCGCUCAAGCUGCCGCAGAUCUCCGCGGUGCUGACGGCGCGCAGCGCGCGGGGCAUCAGCCUCCCGAGUUUACUUCUGGAGCUGGCGGGUUUCCUGGUGUUUCUCCGGUACCAGUGUUACUAUGAGUACCCGCUGCUCACCUACCUGGAGUACCCCAUCCUCAUCGCACAAGAUGUCCUCCUCCUGCUGUGUGUCUUCCAUUUCAAUGGGAACGUGAGAGGGGCAGUGCCCUACCUCGGGGCGUUUGUGGCCUCGUGGUUCGUCCUUCCCCUGCAGAAGUGGACCAUAGAUCUGGCCAUGAAUCUGAGUACCUUCAUCAGCGCGGCCAGCAAGUUUGCGCAGCUGCAGUACCUGUGGAAGACCAGGGACUCGGGAGCCGUGAGCGCCCUCACCUGGAGCCUCGCUUCCUACACCUGCGCCACAAGAAUAAUAACAACUUUAAUGACCACCAGUGACCUUACAAUUCUCCUGCGGUUUGUGAUCAUGCUUGCUUUGAACCUGUGGGUGACAGCCACGGUGCUCCGCUACAGGACGGCGGCCGUGAAGGCUGAAUGAUGGAUGCGUUCCUCCUACCAAAGUGGAUUCCUGACAACUGACCCAAGGGGAGAAUCAGCACACGGCUGCAUCAAGGUCUUCUGUAAGUUUAGGGAGUUGUUUCAGAAACUCUGAAGCCAGAGGUGUUUAGACACUGGUUUAGAAAUGUUGAUUCCCUCCUCCUCCUCGGCAUCAGGAGGGGAGGGAGGCAGGGCUCCGACACCUGCAGGCUGAACAGUGCACGAUUCAGUUCUCUCCAAGGCACACAUGAUUAUGAAUGGAUUUUUUCUCAAAGUCAUACGUGGAAGUGUUGGACAUUACUAAGGUUCACUUUCUGGGACUGUUUAAUUUCAUAAAGAUGUAACAGGCUGGCCUUACUGUAUCAGAAUACAUAUGUACCUCCUUAGGCUAUGGUAAGGGUAUCGAGGGAAGCAAAAAUUGGCUUGAGUUCCUAUACCAAAGUUAGUCCUUUAAUUUUCAUUUGGUGCCUUUAAGUAAUUCCUUAAGGAAAGGUACUGUUAGCUGCAAUCUUUGCUUAGGAUGAGGCAGUCCCAGUGAACUUUCUGAUUCAAGCGUAACGCUGCCUUUUAGAAGGGUCUUUUAGAAGGGUCAUGCCUUUAGAAAAAACACCACAUCUUGUCCACUAAUACCUACAGUAAAAGGGUAUUGCUGGGUUCUGGCAAGUAUUUAUGGACUUCAUUCUGUCAUAUUCUAAACAUGAUGUCAAGAUUACUGGACAUUGCAUUUUACUGUAAAAGUUUAUAAACCUUAAGAUUUAAAAACUCUUUCCUUUUAUAAUGAAUGGCAUAGUAAGUCAGUGAUGCUUAUUAGAAAAUGUUUUAGUUUCCUAUGUAAAACAAACUUUUAUUUUCUGAACUUCGCUGAGGCUUAAAACUGUCAGGUUUUUAAUGUGAUUAGUUUUAAGUUACUUAAAAUGCUGUUUUAAAAAUAUAAACUGUGGUUAAUUAAAACAUUAUUGCUUGGAACCAGCAAGAAGAGAAACGUGGUAUACAAAGAUAAAUAAUAAAUCAUUCUGUAUGUUUUACAA